Messenger RNA from Zychaea mexicana, 1340 nucleotides. RefSeq lists its product as uncharacterized. Gene Ontology annotation, biological process: regulation of gene expression. NCBI's taxonomy places the organism in Eukaryota, Fungi, Mucoromycota, Mucoromycetes, Mucorales, Lichtheimiaceae. The coding region runs from base 384 to 1301 and encodes 305 amino acids. Gene Ontology annotation, cellular component: nucleus. The record is from RefSeq and is a predicted model, not a curated record. The transcript has 3 exons.
CCAAAAUCUAGACUAUUUUGGAUCAAGUGAUCAACAUCAUCAUCAUCAUCAUCACCACCAGCAGCAGCAGCAGCAGCAGCAGCAUCCUCAUCCGGAAGGAGGUAACGUCUGUGAGCUUCUAGUCCUCCUCCUCAUCCGUCUCCCCCUUUUGCCCCACACAAUGUUUUUUUUUCCAUCGAGCACACACACCACCUCCUAACCGUCGCUUCCUUUCCCCAAGAACACGUCCCUUCUGCAUUUCGGAUGUUGAAUACUAACGAACAACGUUCUUUCUUGUUGUAGAUCUGGCGCGGGACCAAUCCUCUUCCGUACUGCUCACACCACCGGCAUCCCAUGCCUCUUCUUCUGCAGGCGCAGUGAGCCAUCGUGCAUCCGUGAGCUCGAUGAGCGGCGGUGCCCAGACCAGCUCCUCAAACGACGAAGACAUGGUGACAAGCGAGAACAUCCACAAAAUGUGGAAACGCAAGUAUCGACGGCGCGCCAAGGCAGAUGGCAAUGCACCCAAAAAGCCUCCAUCGGCAUACGUCAUGUUCUCGAACGAAGUCCGUGCGGAACUCAAGGAGCAGAAUUUGUCCUUUACGGCGCUUUCCAAGAUCACCGGUGACCGUUGGAAGAACCUCAACCCAAACGAGAGGAAGCUCUAUGAAAUCAAAGCUGCCUAUGCAAAGGAGGACUACAUACUCGCCUUGUCAAAGUAUGAAGUGACGGAUGAACACAGGCAAUACCAGCAAUACUUGAAUGAGUUCCGCAUGCGACAUGACUCGCCUGGUGUAAAACCGAGAAAGCGAACACGAUCGAUUGAACGCAGAUUCGAGUUAGCGUGCAUGUCCCCUUGCGAAAGUAUGGUCUCUGAUCCUCUGUCUGCAAUCUCCAGCUCCACUAUCACCACUUCCGGGACGAUUGCGACAGCGAGUAACAGCAGCAGCAGCACCACCACCACCACCACCGCCACCGCCACCAGUGAAACAUCAGCAUAUCCUAAUUCCAUAUUACCCAGCAGUACCACUGCAACGGCAACCAGUUUUAUGCGUGCUGCUCUCACUCCCGCGCCUACUACAACGAGUGGUAGUGCUAUGAGCACGGGUGCCGCGGCUGCCACAACCGGAAUCACAGCCGAACAGCUGGCGCACCCACCAGAACCUCGCAUUUAUCCGUACUGGUUACUCAAUAAUGACACUACAAACGACCAAGCGUCAUCCGUCUCUUCUUCGUCCAAUCGGACCCCUGGCGAUGUAACAUACGCAGCAACAGCAACAGCAACAGCAACAGAUCACUCACAAGACAACGACCCUUCCCAUUGAAAAGAAAAAAGCUGUACAGUUUCCAUGUAAUAACACACU